Messenger RNA from Dracunculus medinensis (Guinea worm), 402 nucleotides. NCBI's taxonomy places the organism in Eukaryota, Metazoa, Nematoda, Chromadorea, Rhabditida, Dracunculidae. The record is from the annotation of a GenBank genome assembly.
AUGACAAUCUAUAAUUUUUAUUUAUUUAAUAAAGAUGGUUGUUGUGUUAGUUAUAAAGAAUGGAAACGUGAAAAGGAAGCAGAAUUCAGACUGAUGUACGGAAUGCUCUUAUCGCUUCGAUCGUUUUCAUCGAAAUUGUCUACGAAAAGCGGGCAGCAACAGGUAAAAAGUUACGAGACAAAUCAGUACAAAAUGAAUUAUUUGGAAACUCCAAGCGGUUUGAAAAUGGUUUUGAAUACAGAUCCACUAGCGAGUGGCAUAUCAGAAUUGAUGCGAAUGAUUUUCCAAUUAUAUGUGGAUAUUGUUGUGAAAAAUCCUUUAAUUGAUCCGUCGAACGUGAUUUCUAGUGAAAUUUUUGAGAAACGAUUGUCUGAACUCGUCGAGAAGCAUCAUUCUUUUUAA